AUGUGGUCCAUCUUGUUUACAUCGCUGUCCUGUGCAUGUGCGCUUUUGAGUGUCGCGAGUGCUGGACCUCCACACAGGGGGAAGGAUAAAGAUUUGGUCAAGAAGGUAACCUGCGGAGGCAAUACCUACAAGUACCAUGGCUUAGAGGGAUAUGGAUUCGUGCCGUCCAAUGCCGUUGACAAAUACGGCGAUACCAUGGGCGGAAUUGGUAGCUCCCUGGCUAUUGAGCCUUCUUCCUGGCAUAGGAGGAAAGAUGGCACAUAUGAAGGGAUCGCUUGGGCGUUACCGGAUCGUGGAUGGAACACCAAUGGGACUCUAAACGUCCAGUCACGUAUCCAAAAGCUGUCUCUCUCCUUCAAGCCUAACAAUAAAGCAUCUGUGAAAAGGCCUUCUAAGCCUAAUCUCCAAAUAAAGCACCUAGACACCGUGCUUCUUACAGGACCCGACGGAACCCCCACCACCGGCCUCGACGCAGAUGCCACCGGCUUCAUAGAAUUUCCCGGGUUUCCGCCCUUGCCGGGAGCUACAUACACCGGUGACGGAUUCGGCAGCAACGAAGGACCAGGCGGACAUCGCAUCAGUAUGGAUACCGAGGGACUUGCCCUUGGCAGCAAUGGAACUUUCUGGAUAUCUGACGAAUACGGACCGUAUGUCUAUCAAUUCACACGUCAGGGUAAAAUGAUCCGAGCAAUCCAACCGCCCGAAGCAUAUCUCCCGCGUCGAAAUGGAAGUCUCAGCUUCAGUGCCGCCUCCCCACCAAUCUACGACCCGGAGCAGAUGCCCGUACCUAAAGACACGGAAUCGGGACGAAACAACAACCAAGGCUUCGAGGCGCUGACAAUCUCGCCAGACGGUAAGAACCUGUUUGUCAUGAUCCAGUCAGGUUUGAAUCAGGAGGGCGGCCCAAAAAAGAUAAAUCGGAAACAGGCCCGGCUCCUAGAGUAUGAUAUUUCGGGCUACAAAGUGCAGUACACGCACGAGUACGUCGUCACGCUCCCAACGUACCCAGAUAGGUCUAAAGGGGACCAGGAGGAGUCACGUAUUGUUGCAUCGCAGUCGGAAAUCCACAUGCUACCCAGCGGAGACUUCUUGAUUCUAUCGCGGGACUCCGAUUCCGGACACGGGCAGGCUGAGUCUCGCUCUGUCUACCGGCAGGCGGACAUUUUCGCAAUAACAAGCGACACGACAGAUAUCAAGUCGGAGAAAUAUGACGCAGCUACUGGCUCCAUUGCGUCAAGCGACGGGGAGUUGAAUGACGGGAUUGAGCCAGCUGAGUAUUGCGAAUUUAUCGAUUAUAAUCUCGAUUCAGAGCUGGGGAAGUUCGGCUUGCACAAUGGAGGGGAGCAAGACAAGAUGCUGCUGAAUGAGAAAUGGGAGAGUCUAGCUCUGGUUCCCGUUGAUGAGCGGGAUUGUGUUAGGAAGGGUUGUGGUCGUGGUUAUGGAAAGGGGAGAGAGAAGGAGUACUUCUUGAUUAGUUUCAGUGAUAACGACUAUACCACCCAAGAUGGCCAUCUUAACUUUGGAAAAUUCAAGUACGCGGAUACAUCCGGCUUCGAUCUUGAUGUCCAAGCUUUGGUGUUUAGGAUCUCGUUUUAAGACAGGACUCAGCACUAUCCCUCUGUGAUUAGCAAUGUCUAGUAUACGUUGUUAUAUAGUGGAAUGUAAG
Molecule: messenger RNA, 1666 nt
Organism: Blastomyces gilchristii SLH14081
Lineage: Eukaryota; Fungi; Ascomycota; Eurotiomycetes; Onygenales; Ajellomycetaceae
Exons: 3
Coding region: 1-1596 (531 amino acids)
Source: RefSeq, a predicted model, not a curated record